UCCAAGAAAACAUCUCAAACAUUCCACUAUGAAAUGGAAGUAUGUCAAGUUUUUAGUGAACAUUAUCAGUGUAUUUUUCAUAAGUGGAAUCAUCGCUAGAAGAAAUCGGCCCGAAGAUAAAACGAAAUGUCCCAAAGUGAGAGCGAUAAGAAACUUCGAUUUGCAAGAGAUGAUGGGUAAUUGGUAUGUGAUGGAAUACUACGCGAGCUCUGAGGAAGCUCUGUCCUACCGAUGCAUGCGAGCAGAUUUUGCCAUGUCCUCUCUGGAGGAUGUGAACAUGAAUUUCACCUACAGUUUCACGGACGACCCGAUCAACGAGCUGCUCAUCGGGAACAUUUCCUGGACCAUUCCCAAUGCUGCUGAGCCUGCACACUGGAUACAUUCGGAAGAUACUUAUGAAGGAGUCUACAACACAUAUGUCCUGGAUUCAGACUAUACUUCUUGGGCUCUACUGCUGCACUGUGCUGAAAAAGACAAAGUACCAAGAUACUUGUCGAGUUUCAUCAUGAGCCGGAGACCGGAGCUGGGAAUAAACGUGGUUUCGUAUUUGAGAGAUAAGCUCCCAAGGUACGACAUCGAUCUCUCCUAUAUGUUCGAUAUGGAACAAAGUGACUGUAAUUCUUCCGUGGAGAUAUCACCUUCUGUUCUUUUGAAUCGACCGGCUGUGUCUGCUAGAAGGCAUCCCUUGAAGCAUGUCCAUGGGGAAUGAUGCUAGUUUGUAUUGGUAUUGAAGUCAGUAUUGUAUUUUAUACUAUUCCUUUUCGAACAAUGUCCUUAUAAUAAUGGGAAUAAAUAUGUUUGCUAGGUA
Molecule: messenger RNA, 808 nt
Organism: Phaedon cochleariae (mustard beetle)
Lineage: Eukaryota; Metazoa; Arthropoda; Insecta; Coleoptera; Chrysomelidae
Source: the annotation of a GenBank genome assembly